GAUAUUUCAAUUCGUAUGCAUAUUAGCCGCCACAAUUUGAACUACUAAAGAUCGGCGGUGCAAAAAUUACUAUAAAAGCCUUUAGAAGCUUCAAAUGAGAAACACAUUUUCGACACUAUCAUUUCCAAAAACUUAAUUUUUGUCUCACGGUUUUCUCGAUUACAAAUCGGACAUCAUGAACGCUCUCGUACCAUUGCUGUUUGUGGCUGCUCUUCUGGCUUUUUCGUACGCCACGCCGGAAAAAGAGGACUCACCACCUCCGUCGCCGGAAGUGAAUGGCAAAAUUCCGUUUGGUCGCAAUACUAUGCCGGAGACCGCAGUGGAAAUGAAUCCCGCUCCACCGAGAAAAAAGCGCAACAUGAGCGCCAUCUCCCUUAUUCCUUUUGUCCAAAAUGAGAAACCCUUUCGCUUUCCCCCGAGCCACCAUGGCAAUGCGACCUUUUACACCCCGGCAAUGGGAGCAUGCGGAAAGGUCAACACUGCAAAGGAAAUGGUGAUGGCGGUCAGCAAGGAGCAGUACGGACAGGACCCAAAAAACGCGCUCGUCUGCGGUAUUUGUGCCCUGGUGAAAGCGGAUGGCUCCGGUAAGCAGGUCAAGGUCCGAGUGGUCGAUCGUUGUGUGAAAUGUGCCGGCGCCUCCAUCGAUCUGUCUCCAGCCGCUUUCCAGAAACUGGCUUCCAAGAAUGUGGGCCAUAUCCAGGUCACGUGGGAAUAUGCUUUUUGCUGAAUCGACUGCAUUUGACUAGCCACCGUCUUUCAGAUGCUAUCUAGUUUUUGCUGUCCUUUUGUAAUUAAUUCCUUUUUUAAUUCUUCUCUGCGAUAUCCACUACUUGUUCCUGAUUGGAUUCAGUUUGUCAUACAAUUUUGGUUCCUGAGCCUAUAGUGCAAUUGAUUUAAU
This is a messenger RNA of Paramacrobiotus metropolitanus, 898 nucleotides long. RefSeq lists its product as uncharacterized. Lineage: Eukaryota; Metazoa; Tardigrada; Eutardigrada; Parachela; Macrobiotidae. The record is from RefSeq and is a predicted model, not a curated record. The transcript has 3 exons. Bases 176 to 727 code for a protein of 183 amino acids.